This is a messenger RNA of Halichondria panicea, 3850 nucleotides long. RefSeq names its product furin-1-like. The record is from RefSeq and is a predicted model, not a curated record. The transcript is spliced from 9 exons. The coding region runs from base 144 to 3704 and encodes 1186 amino acids. Gene Ontology annotation, biological process: protein processing. Gene Ontology annotation, molecular function: serine-type endopeptidase activity. Gene Ontology annotation, cellular component: Golgi membrane; trans-Golgi network. NCBI's taxonomy places the organism in Eukaryota, Metazoa, Porifera, Demospongiae, Suberitida, Halichondriidae.
AUAGACAAAAAAGCGUACAAAGAAGUGGUUUAGUACCUAAAAGCCAUUUAUAAGUAAUGCAGAUUUAAUUUCUGAAGUCUCAAGAACUUAUCUAUUGUGAUGUAUCACUAUUUUGUCCAAGAAUUGCUCUAAAAUUAGUUAAGAUGUUGAAACUAUAUGCUGUACUUGUGAUUUGUACAAUAUUUGUACGUGUAUCCUCAAAGGAGGAGGUCUACUCUAACAGUUGGGCUGUUGAAGUGAACGGAGGACACCAUGUAGCCGAUGCUACUGCUCGAAAGCAUGGAUUCACCAAUAAAGGCCAGGUUGGUAGUCUUGACGAUGUGUACCACUUUGUGCAUGAAAAGUCUCCAGCUCGAGAAAGAAGGAAUAUUGAUAUUCUGCAUCCUAAACACAACCACCUAGCUGCUGAAGAACAUGUCUCGUAUGUAGAGCAGCAGGUUGUGAGGACCAGAGUGAAAAGAUUUGUAUACAGCACACCCACUGACGCCAACUGGCGCAAUCAGUGGUACCUGCAUCGACCCAGUGGUCACGACAUGAAUAUAGAGAGGACUUGGGAACAGGAUAUUAUUGGACGAGGGUCAGUGGUCUCCAUUCUGGACGAUGGGUUUGAGCACUCUCACCCUGACCUCAAGGACAUCUAUGACCCCAUGGCAAGCUAUGACUUCAACAGCCACGACAGUGACCCGUUCCCUCGCUAUGAUUACAGCAAUGAGAACAAGCACGGGACUCGGUGUGCUGGAGAGGUGGCCGCUAACAGGGACGGCAAGUGUGGGGUGGGCGCGGCUUAUGGGGCUAAGGUUGGAGGUAUUCGUAUGCUGGAUGGUGACGUGACCGAUGUAGUGGAGGCUAGCUCCCUCUCUCUCAAUCCCCAGCAUAUCCAGAUCUACAGCAGCAGCUGGGGCCCUAGCGACGAUGGGGCGACCAUUGAUGGCCCAGGACCACUCGCAAGGAAAGCAUUCAUUGAUGGAAUACAAAAGGGCCGAGGAGGUCUGGGCUCACUAUUUGUGUGGGCAGCUGGCAAUGGUGGUCGCUAUGGAGACAGUUGUAACUGUGACGGGUAUGCCGUGAGUCCUUACACCAUAUCAGUGGGUUCUGCCAGUCAGCGGGACAGCAAGCCGUGGUAUCUGGAACAAUGCUCCUCUACCAUUGCAUCCACCUACAGCAGUGGGGCCUCCGGAGAGCAGCAAAUUGUGAGUACUGACCUCCAUGGCAAGUGCACGGCCCACCACACUGGCACCAGUGCAGCUGCCCCACUUGCUGCAGGCAUUCUAGCACUCGCCCUCGAGGCUAAUGGUAACCUGACGUGGAGGGACAUGCAGUACCUGCUGGUGUACACCUCAAACCCACACUAUCCCCACGACGACCACUGGAUCACUAACGGAGUGGGCCUCAAAGUCAGCCAUCUUUACGGAUUUGGAAUCAUUGAUGCUACAGCUCUCGUUAAUCGAGCUAGGAACUGGCUAACUGUAUCCCCUCGUCUGAACUGCACCAUAGACCUCGCCAAAACUAUUGCCACGGAGUCGACCUCUGUACCUAGUGCUCCACUGAAAGUAAUGGGCAAAUUUUCAUCCGAUUGUGCUGUAUCAUAUAUCGAACACGCCCAAGCGAUUGUGACCCUCAAAAUGGUGGCUGGUCAACGUAAAGACGUCAGUAUUACCUUAACGUCACCACAAGGCACAAAGUCCAUUUUACUGCCGUAUAGAAGAUCAGAUCGACACACGGAUGGAAUUCACAAUUGGCCCUUUAUGACUUUGUUGACAUGGGGGGAAUCCCCUCAGGAGGGGGAGUGGUCUCUUGUGGUUAGCACACAGAACGGAGCCAAAGCUGAACUGUCCAGAUUAGAACUUGUUGUACACGGAACGCAUGAAACCCCAAGAGCUCUUCGCAAUGUUCCGGCUGACUGUGACCCCCAGUGUAAAGGGGGAUGCUCUGCUCCCGGACCAGAAUUUUGUGACGAUUGUAAGAAUUUUCGAAUGUUCUCAACGCUCAAAUGUGUUGAAAAAUGCCCAGUAGGAACGUUUCAGAAUCACCACAUGUGUAUAAAGUGCCCCGAGCUAUGCACAGAAUGUACGGAUCAGCAUACUUGUGUGAGCUGUGUCGAUGGUGCGAUUCGAUUGGACGAUGGCUUGUGUGCCGAAGGGUGCCCCUCACUAACAUAUCUCGCUCAAGAUCACACCUGCAAAUCCUGUCACAGUUCCUGUCUCAGCUGCAAUGGUCGUUCAGAGCAUAACUGUACCGAUUGCCCGGGGCAAUUCUCUCUACAGGAUGGACAGUGCGUCAUUAGAAAUCCAGAAUCUUGCGAAUUUAGACAAUACUUUGAUCACAGAGCUUUAGAAUGUCGAUUGUGCCAUGCUUCAUGUCAGAACUGUACCGGUAAAGAAAGUAAUCAAUGUACCCGUUGUCAUAGUAAUCACACCCUCGCUGACGACGGCCGCUGCUUGGAGAAUCAACCCACUAUCGAAUGUGAGCACAGGGAGUAUUUCGACCGAGAGGGUUUUCGGUGUAACCCCUGCCCCAUCAAAUGUGCUAGCUGCUCUUCAAACAUGACCUGUACAUUCUGUGAAGAUCCCUUCUACCUGACAACCACCGGAAUGUGUGUGGAGAAAUGUCCAAAUCGCACUGUCACCAACAACAAAACCCAUACUUGUCUGGAUACACACUGCACCGAUAAAUGUCUCACUUGUUUCGGAGCGUCUGCUGACAGCUGUACAAAAUGUGAAGACGGAACUUUCUUGUUUGGUUUGUCCUGUGUUACCGAGUGCGCUGAGCACACCUUUGUUACCUCCGAUAACACUUCUUGUCAACAUUGUAACGAGUCAUGUGCCUCGUGUAAUGGACCCUCGAUCAGUGACUGUCUCUCAUGCCCAAAGGGGAAGUUUCUUGUCCAAAAUAAUUGUUUAUCCGUUUGCCCUGAAGGAAGUUUUGCGUCUGAUGAUACAUGUGCUCCCUGUCUUACCAACUGUGCUCAAUGCUCAUCUGCUACUAGCUGUCAAUUGUGCAAAGAUGGAUUGUUGCUGAUGGCUUCAGAUAACUCAUGCGUGGAGGAAUGCCCAGAGGGCUUUGUCAAACAGCCAGCCAGCAAAUCCUGUAAAUCGUGUGGACCGCACUGUAUCGAUUGCUCAGAUCCGACCACCUGUCACAAAUGCGAGGAAAACUUUGUCUACUAUGCUCCUAACCGAUUGUGUCAAUCUCACUGUCCCGAUGGCUACUACCUCAACCCUAACAAGAGAAGCUGUCUCGAGUGUAAGCCCCCGUGCAGCACCUGUGUGGGCUCGGCUAACCAAUGCCUUACCUGUGGUAGCAACAUGGUAUUUGACAAAACUUUGAACAAAUGUCGUUCCUGUUGUAACUCUGAUCGGGCGGUUGGCGUGCCGUGCUGUGAUUGCGAUGCUUCGUCCACCGAGUGUGUGAAUAAAAACAGUCCGGACGUGCAAGAGCCUCUUGUUGAGAGUAAUGGUACACACUUCAUUCUUGUCGGCCUGGGGGUGAUGAUGGUGGUUACCCUGGUGAUUAUUUCGGCAUUAUUGGUAGUAUAUGUACUACACAGACGUAGUCGGAAGUAUCGAAAGCUGAAUGAGAAGGAUCUUUUGAAGAUUGAAGAUGACAGUGGAUCAGAUAUGGAGAUUUUCAUACAGAAGACAAAGAAAGGAUACACAAGUUUAGACACUAUUGAUCAUGACACUAUUGGUCAGGAUGCUAUUUGAUCAGUACAUACUGCAUAACAUCCUGAUGUCAAUAAUUAUAUAAGUUAAUUAUCUUAUUUUUAUAAUUACCAAGCUAUUGUAUUGUCUAGCGAUAAAAAUAAUUUAUUUGUUCACAGAAAAUGAAGAUUUUGCAAAAAUGCAAUGAA